AUGGCCAUCAAGGCAACAUAUUCAACUUUCUGCGAGCCAGACGAUCCGGCGAAUAUUUCUAUCUACGAGAGCGAUGGAGCCACUCAGGACAAACUUGCCACAAAAGUUUUCACGGAGAACGGUCUGUUUCAACAGCACAUUGACACAACUUUGCGUCCACACUUACGCAUCGUCUCGAUCCAUUCUAAAGCAGCAUUAAGCCCACUACAAAUUUCAAGGGACGCCCUUGCGAUUCUACAGGACAAAUACAAUCUCGGACCUGAGCUAUGGGACUUGACUGCGACAUUCGGUAACAAACCUCUAAUUACAGCUGCCGGAGAAGGGGCAAUGAGAAUCAAAGACGGUGAAAACGGCGUCCGAGAUGUUUCUCACCGAUUCACGUUUCCAGUGACAGGAGGCCCCGGUCGCUGGACUAUGCGACAGAUAGGAAUUUUCCAUCGUCACGAUCCUAAAACACUUCAAAAUCUCUGGAUUUUCCUUCAUGCCAACCCCAAUACACCUGUGCAGAAGGAAAUUGAGAGUUUUGCCUCAAAGUCUUACAAGGACUCAGUACCUGAUUCCACUUGGUUUACACUCCAUCAGGCUGUUCUAACACCUUGUCUGAAUGGCUGGCGCUCCUACGUGAACCAUCUAGGUAACGACGUGGAUAGACACUUUGACAAAGCUCUCACUUUCGUCUACGAGAGCAUGAACAAUACUGUCAUGGCAAAGGGCGAUGGCAAUCUUGCGGAUAUCCAUAACACACGCAAUCGUCUCUUGGACAUCCCAUCCAGAUUAACGACAACUCUGGAUACCCUCCAAAGGCUUAGGGAUCUGAGCGUUACUCUUGGCUCUCACUCCAAGCAUAAAGACAAUGGCUUCAAAAAGCUUGCUGCAAGUGCAGCAUACUACAACGAACAUCUCGAAGCACUUGUCAAGGGGGUUGAAAUUAUGAAGGAGAAGGUGACAGAUAUGUUGAAAAUGAUUGAGAUAGGAUUGAGCUUCAGAAUGACUAGCAAGAUGCUCAACCUCAACAUUUCAAUGGUUGACCUGAACAACCGCAUGCUCAGUGCCAACGAACAGCUACUCCAUCUUGGAAACAAAAGCUUUGACGACAAUGCUACCGUCAAGGUUGUGACCAUUGUAACGCUCAUAUAUUUGCCAGCAAGCCUUGUAUCAUCAGUUCUCGGCAUGAACUUGUUCAAGUUUGAUGAUGGCACAACUGAUGAAUUCAAGAUAUCCAAACAAUUCUGGAUUUUUAUCGUUGCUACAAUCAUCUUGGCUGUCAUUACCCUCAGUGGAUGGUUUAUCUGGACUCAUAAGGAAGAAGUGAUGAGGCGAAAGUCUCGCCUUCCCAGUCAAGAUCCACCACAGGCUUCUGAGCAAGAUAUUGAACUCGAGGAAAGUUGA
Messenger RNA from Penicillium cataractarum, 1389 nucleotides. RefSeq lists its product as uncharacterized. The transcript has 7 exons. The record is from RefSeq and is a predicted model, not a curated record. Lineage: Eukaryota; Fungi; Ascomycota; Eurotiomycetes; Eurotiales; Aspergillaceae. Gene Ontology annotation, cellular component: membrane. Gene Ontology annotation, biological process: transmembrane transport; metal ion transport. The coding region runs from base 1 to 1389 and encodes 462 amino acids. Gene Ontology annotation, molecular function: metal ion transmembrane transporter activity.